CCCCGCGACAACUGUCACGCAGCCGCGGCCCCGCCCCCGACACGCGCCGCCAAUCAGGGGGCUGCGUUCCCGGUCUCGCGCACGCGCGCUCAGGGCGGUGCAGCCUGGGCGGAGCCCCGCCCUGUACGCUCGCCGGCCACAGAUUGGUGCGCUCACUUACCCGCCUCCUACGGCAGGACCAGUAAGCGGAUAGCGGAGGCCUGGCGCCCGCUGUGAUUGGCCAAUUUUAAAAGCCCCUGCCAGGCUGGCCGAGCGGCAAAAUGUUCGCGCUGCUGGUCCGGCGCUGGCGGUGCUUGGGCUUUGUGUCCACCAGGACAGCGGGCCGGGCUCCCUGCACGCGCGGGCGGCGCCGAACGGCGCUCAGCAACCACCCGGACAGGACCAGGCCGUUUUCUCCCGCUCAGGCAUUAGUCGUUGGCUGUGGGCCGCCGCGGGAAGUUGAGGCCUACCACGGAGGAGGCUGCUGAGGUGGAUCUCAGGGGAUCCGCAAGGGCUCCCUCACCCUUGCCGGGACCCUGGGAACCCGAAACAAAAUCCUACGCCACCAGCCCGCCGAAUGCGCCCCCUCGGCCGGGGGUCCUGGGUCUUCAGAGAAGAACUCGGCCGAAUGCGGUCAGAAAGCCCGCGAACCGCCUGGACCUGCAGGCCCCGCCGCUUGGAGCUCCCGCCUUUCCCGACCGAGCCCGUGUCUGCUUGUGUGUCUCACUGAUGUCUUAGGUCUCAAAAAAAAGAAAAGGUUUUUAGUAGACAGAAGAGAAAUGGGGCCGUGGGUUCGUGGUCCCAGGGGGAAACUGACGUCGCAUGAGGUCGUCGUCCCUCAGCUUGAGCUCAGCGGAACAUGAGCUUGCAGAGGUGGAAACCACGGAAGGUUUGGGUGUCUUGGAGCUCUCUGGACACCGAAGCCCGGACACAGUCCCGGGGUCCGCACCGCCUGUGACCUGCGGCGGGACCGCCGGGGUGGGCGUUUUCUCAGCUGGCGCGCGCACAGUCUCGCUGCGACGCCCAGGCUAUAGCGCAAUGGCGCGAUCUCGGCUCGCUGCAACCUCCCUCAGGAAGCCGUGGAAGCUCGACCGCCAGAAACUUCCUUCUCCUGACUCAGGCCACAGUCUUCUGUGUGGCUGGUCUCCAGGAGGUAAGGCCCGCCCUGCAGGCUACACCGGUGCUUGGGCUCCUGCUGAACAGUUCUUUCCCGCAAGUAACAGAACCAGAGGAGGUGGGCUGCGGCCUCCCCUGCCCCUACAGUCAUCUCCUGCAGCUCCCACCAUGCUGGACUCAUCAGCAGCAGAGCAAGUGACCCAACUGACGCUGAAGCUCUUGGGACAGAAGCUGGAGCAAGAACGGCAGAACAUGGAAGGGGGACCUGAGGGCCUCCACCUCGAGCCAGGAAAUGAGGACCGGGCGGACGAUGCCCUGCAGACUGCUCUGAAGAGAAGGAGGGACCUUCUGCAGAGACUCCGGGAACAACACCUCCUGGACGAGCUCUCUCGGGCCCAGGCCUGGAGCGGGCCGAGCAGAGGAGCCCUUGGGUCAGCCCUGCCCCCAGAGCUGCCCCCGACGGGCAUCCUACCCACUGCCUCCCCAUCCCCGCUGGCCCCAGACCCGCCAAGGAUCAUCCUGCCUACGGUCCCCCAGCCUCCUGCCACCAUCAUUCAGCAGCUCCCUCAGCAGCCACUCAUAGCACAGAUUCCUCCUCCCCAGGUCUUCCCUACUCAACGGUCAGGAAGUAUUAAGGAAGACAUGGUGGAGCUGCUGCUGCUGCAGAACGCGCAGGUGCACCAGUUGGUCCUGCAGAACUGGAUGCUCAAGGCCCUGCCCCCAGCCCUGCAGGACUCGCCACAUGUGCCCCCGGGGGUCCCACGAGCUGCCAGGCCAAGGCUGCCUGCCGUGCACCACCACCAUCACCACCACCAUGCUGUGUGGCCACCUGGGGCCGCCACUGUCCUCCAGCCUGCCCCCAGCCUGUGGACGCCCGGCCCACCCUGAGUGGCGGCGCCGGCCCACCUGGGAGCCUCAGGUCCCCCUCUUCCAUCACGGAGGUAAAGUUGAGGCCGUGGACGCCACCAGCCUGACGAUCCUGAAAUAAAGAUUUCAUCCAGAAAGAGUUUAAGAAAAUCUCAGCUCAGGAGCCAGAACAGAAAAGAUCAAUAGCUUUAGCCACAUGGAAGUGUGAACAUCCUGAUGGGGAAAAUACCACAAAGUCUAAUUUAAUAACUAGGGACACCUGUUUGCCACAGCUGUGGCACUGACUCCCCUAAAGAAGUAGGGGUGCAUGGCUCAUGCCUGUAAUCCCAGCACUUUAAGAGGCUGAGGCGGGAGGAUCACUUGAGCUCAGGAAUUCGAGACCAGCCUGGGUCACAUAGCAAGACCCUGUCUCUACAAAAAAUAAAUUUAAAAAACUAGCCAGGUGUGGUGAUAUGCGCCUGUGAUCUCAGCAGCUCUGGGGGCUGAGGUGGGAGGAUUGCUUGAGCCCAGGAGUUAGAAGCUGCAGUGAGCUCUGAUGGAACCACUGCACUAUAGCCUGGACCACAGAGCAGGCCCCUGUCUCAAAAAAUAAAAUAAAAAUGAAAGAA
Messenger RNA from Gorilla gorilla gorilla (western lowland gorilla), 2570 nucleotides. It is a transcript of the gene C22H21orf58, whose product is annotated as chromosome 22 C21orf58 homolog. NCBI's taxonomy places the organism in Eukaryota, Metazoa, Chordata, Mammalia, Primates, Hominidae. The record is from RefSeq and is a predicted model, not a curated record.